AUGCUGGGUGCAAUGCAACCGUCACAGUCUCAACACCCUGCUCACAGCUCGCGGCCCCAGGGCAACGCAGAACAACAUUCACAGCGCCGUCCCUCAGGCAGCUAUUCAUUUCAACCCCCGCGACAGCACUAUCCGGCGUCAUCAUUGCAGAACGGCCCUCCGCGAGUAGAUCCGUACUAUAACCAACAUUCCAACCCGUCAAUAGCAAACCGUCUUCACUCCCCGCCACCCCAGCACUAUGGCUUUGGCCCUCGCCCCGUCCAGCCGGCUCAAAAUCGGCCACCUCCCACCUCAUACCCCCCACGGACUCCAUUACCACCAAGUGCGGGAGGGGCAGCUCUACCGGCUUCUAACGAGCCACACGACCUGUUCCCACUAUUUCGUGCGGCUAACGCAUCAAACUCGGGUUCUCUCAGUGCAUCUGAACUCGGUUCUGCGCUUGUAAAUGGGGACUAUACCUCGUUCAAUCGUGAUACCGUCACGAUGAUGAUUCGCAUGUUUGACCGGGACGGCAACGGCGCGGUAAGUUUCGACGAGUUUGUGGCUCUCUGGCGAUUUUUAGCUGCAUGGAGAGGAUUAUUUGACCGAUUUGAUGAAGAUAUGAGUGGGCGUAUCAGUUUCCAGGAAUUCAGCAAGGCGCUGGUGGCGUUCGGAUACAAACUUAGCCACACAUUUGUUCAGACUUUGUUCAACACAUUUGAAAGCAAGGCCCAGCGGAAUACAGCUUCGGUCCCUGGACGGACCGAUGGAAUGAGCUUCGAUCUCUUCGUCCAGGCUUGUAUAACUCUGAAGCGGAUGACUGAUGUUUUUAAGAGAUACGACGAUGAUCGGGAUGGAUAUAUAACAUUGAGUUUCGAAGAAUUCCUGACAGAAAUCUUACCACUUCGAGAAUAA
Messenger RNA from Trichophyton rubrum CBS 118892, 894 nucleotides. RefSeq lists its product as uncharacterized. The transcript is spliced from 2 exons. Gene Ontology annotation, molecular function: calcium ion binding. NCBI's taxonomy places the organism in Eukaryota, Fungi, Ascomycota, Eurotiomycetes, Onygenales, Arthrodermataceae. The record is from RefSeq and is a predicted model, not a curated record. Bases 1 to 894 code for a protein of 297 amino acids.